AUGGUUUGGGUGGUGCUUCUCAGCCUCCUCUGCUACCUCAUCCUCUUCCUGUGUCGCCAUUCAAGCAGCCGUGGACCCUUCCUGUCCAUCACUAUCCUCAUCUACCUCCUUCUGGGUUUGACUGAUCUGUUUUCAUAUUCUUUCCUCAGCAAGAAGCGAAAGAUUAGGGGCUCUGUUAAAAGGUGGCUACAGGCCUAUGAGAACACCCUGUCCUUCCAUUUCAGUAAUUACUUUGUGAGUUACCUUGGUGAGAUGAGCACCACACUGGCAGGUGCUGGGUUUACUGAGGAGAAGGACAAUCUUAAGUGGGACUUGACAAUAGCAAAGCCGCUAAAUGUAGAGUUUCCCAGGUCUAUGGUUGAAGUGGUCACUUCCUGGAACCUGCCCAUGUCCCGCUGGCUUAACACAUAUGUGUUUAGGAAGGCUCUCAUAUAUGGGAGCUUCACAGCCAUUAUCUUGACAUACACAGUGAGCGCCCUGCUACAUGGUCUAAGCUUCCACAUUGGGGCAGUAUUAUUUACACUAGGCUUCAUAACAUAUAUUGAACACGUGCUUAGGAAAAGAUUGUCAGUCAUUUUAAAUGCAUGUGUCCUCUCCAAGAGAUGCCCAUCUGACUGCAAACACAGACAUAAAAAGGAAUUGUGGGUAUAUUUAAUUAAUGGGGCCUUUAGCAUGUUAGCAGUACUACAUUUAACAUACCUGGGCUCAAUUUUUGGCUCCAGCACAGAUGACACGGAUUCUGAUGAGGACAGCAUGGCCAGCCACACCAUUGAGAAAUGGACACAGCUCAGCUGGACAAGCCAUUGGUUGACCUUUGGCCUUUGGGUCCUGUAUCGCCUUAUUCUUUGAACACUGAGACCUACAUAGACAAGGAGAGAUUGGGACAGAAUAGCAAUAACUGUGAUUGGAUAUUUUAUAUGGUUUUCCUGUAGAGGAAUCAUGACCGUUUAUGGCCUCACUGUGAUCUCUGGAUGAACAUGACUGCGGACCACAGUCCUCAAAUCCAGGAAAAACUGAUGUACAGGUAAUAUUGAUCCAUUC
Messenger RNA from Sinocyclocheilus anshuiensis, 1041 nucleotides. RefSeq names its product protein-serine O-palmitoleoyltransferase porcupine-like. The record is from RefSeq and is a predicted model, not a curated record. Gene Ontology annotation, cellular component: membrane; endoplasmic reticulum. Gene Ontology annotation, molecular function: palmitoleoyltransferase activity; Wnt-protein binding. Gene Ontology annotation, biological process: Wnt protein secretion; protein palmitoylation; lipid modification. The coding region runs from base 1 to 849 and encodes 282 amino acids. NCBI's taxonomy places the organism in Eukaryota, Metazoa, Chordata, Actinopteri, Cypriniformes, Cyprinidae. The transcript has 10 exons.